Messenger RNA from Notodromas monacha, 1642 nucleotides. Lineage: Eukaryota; Metazoa; Arthropoda; Ostracoda; Podocopida; Cyprididae. The record is from the annotation of a GenBank genome assembly.
AUGGCAAAGCAUCCGCAGAUAUUUGUGCUUUCGCAAGCUUUUCCCGACCUAACGGACUAUCUUUCGAAAGAAAUGCCUGACGUGGAUUUUGUCAAAAUCACGUCUCCUGGAGUACAAGGCGAGUGUCACGAAACCCAGUCAUUCGGGGAACUGUUGAAAACGAAGCUGACUUCAGAAGUGCUUGAAAAGCUGAAGACGGUCGAGUUCGUUGUGAUUGACGCGCAUUUUCUCGGGCAAGCCAUGUACGACUUGCCGAACUUGAAAUGGGCGCAUCUCACCUGGGCUGGUGUGGAGAAGUUAUUUACAUUCAUUGAUCACGCGAAGGAACCCCCGAAGUUCCCGAUCUGUCGCUACUCUGGCAAACAUUUCGGCCAGCAAAUGUCGGAGUACGCUGUGUGGGCAGUUGUCGGAUUUGAAAGAGGCUUAUUCCGGGCUGCAGAGCAUCAAAAACAGGGCAUCUGGGUCCGAGAUGGACGAAUGCAUCGUCAGCAGUUCAUUAGGAGAAUGACCUGUGGCAUUAUGGGUGUCGGGAUGAUCGGGUCGCAUGGUCACGAAACCCAGUCAUUCGGAGAACUGUUGAAAACGAAGCUGACUUCCGAAGUGCUUGAAAAGCUGAAGACGGUCGAGUUCGUUGUGAUUGACGCGCAUUUUCUCGGGCAAGCCAUGUACGACUUGCCGAACUUGAAAUGGGCGCAUCUCACCUGGGCUGGUGUGGAGAAGUUAUUUACAUUCAUUGAUCACGCGAAGGAACCCCCGAAGUUCCCGAUCUGUCGCUACUCUGGCAAACAUUUCGGCCAGCAAAUGUCGGAGUACGCUGUGUGGGCAGUUGUCGGAUUUGAAAGAGGCUUAUUCCGGGCUGCAGAACAUCAAAAACAGGGCAUCUGGGUCCGAGAUGGACGAAUGCAUCGUCAGCAGUUCAUUAGGAGAAUGACCUGUGGCAUUAUGGGAGUCGGGAUGAUCGGGUCGCAUGUUGCGCAAACCUUCAAGACCUUUGGCGGUGAUGUGAUUGGGCUCGGUUUACACGAGAAGACAAAAGAGGACAUUCCAUUUUUGAGAAAAUACUGGACUGUGGACAAGUUGGACGAGUUCCUAGCGGAAUGCGAUGUGAUUAUUUCCAUAUUGCCGGCGACGCAGCUGACUAUUGGAUUGCUCAACAACUCUCGACUGGAAGCGUGCAAAAAGCAGCCUUUGUUCAUAAACAUAGGACGCGGGAAUUUGAUAGCGGAUGCGGAGAUCAUUCGUGCCCUUGACAAUGGGUGGAUUCGCGGUGCUGUUUUGGACGUGUUUAUGCCAGAACCCUUGCCUGAAAGCAGUCCUUUGUGGAGGCAUGAGAACGUUCACAUAACUCCUCAUGUUGCCGGCGUGUCGAAAGAAGAGGACAUUGUGGAGCAAGUUUCCGAAAGCUUUUCAUCAAUGCUUGGCGGAGGGAAGCUGGAGGGCUUGAUCGAUUUUACUGAGGGUUAUUGAAGCUACUCAAAGGUUAUUUUUUGAUGUGGCACUUACGGGUACGGGUGCUAAAAGAGAAAUGUUACUAACCGGUGCGAAUUGAUACACUUUCACGGAAUGCAUUGUGGAACGUUAGUCUUCGGUAUAUUUUUUUGGGGCCUGAAUGAAUGAAUAUUGGUCGAGAAGAAUGGGGAUC